AUGGAUAAUAAAGAAAUUCUUGGAUCAAUUCUGGAAGAAGUAAAGUCAAUGAGAAAAGAGCUCAACGAAUUAAGACUGUACGUCUAUAAGAAUGUCCCACAAACGAACGAGGAAAAGGCUCCUGCAAUUGUCAAUGAAGGAGAAGCUGAGAUGAGAAAUGAAAAUAGUCAAAGCUUGAUGAAUAUCAUCGGUCAAACUCAAAACAUGAUGAGCUUGAAUGAGAAAGAUAAUAAUAAAUUACAAGAACAAAUAAUCCAAUGUUUUUUGGGGGGAAAACAAGUCGAAAGAAAAGACGAAAAAAUCGAAGAAAAAGCACAAGACGAAAAACUUGUUGUGAAAAUUGAUGAAGACGAAAAAGUCGAAAAAAAGGAAGAUAAAAUAGACAACGCCGAAAAAGAAAAAUCGGUCAUACCCGAAAAUGUCAUCGAAUGCGUUUUUCAGCGAACGCAUCUCCACCCAACAAAAUGUUUGUUCGACACUAAAGUCGACAAAAUUGUCCCAUCAGUUUUCUUUGCUAAAACGAAAAACCAGAAAAAUGUUUUAAUUCAUGUCGAGACAAAAAGUGGUUCUUUUGGGAGUUUUCACAGCUUGAUGCCAAAGGAGGUUAUGCAAGACACGUUUGACGGAGACAAGAGCCUUUUCAUAUACUCUGAUAGUGGAAAAACAACCCUUUUCAAUCCUAAGCGUUCCGCCGAUGCAAUCCCAACGUAUUUUCAAGAUGGAUCUAAAAAUCUCUUUGGGAUUUUUUACGGUUUCUGGCUGAAGAAAACUAUGGGGUUUAUCAUCGACGGCGAAAUUGGCAAUUUCUUUGGAGCCAAGACUGAGUUCACCGAAAAAGAGGGAGAUGUGACACGAAUAACUGCAUGGAUUUGUGGCUUUCAUUACGUCAUCCAAGCCGAAAAAAUGAGAGAAGAAGAUACUGUGAGAUUUGAUGUUGGGAACGGGGAGGUGUUAUCAAUAAUUGAUGAGAAGGUCGAGGGAACCUUUUUAGAAGGAAAAUACGAGAUUGAGGGCAGCGCUUCUGAGAUAUUUGGAAAAAGUUUAGUGAAAGAGAAGGUUGGCCCAAAUGAGAAAGUGACAAUUAGUUUUGAUGUGAUUGAGAUUGGCGAAUCGGUCCGUCUCAAAACAUACGAUGAGCAGAAAGAACAGGUGCUUAAGCUCAAAAGUCGAGGGAAAGAACUCAUUGAUACGUCGAGCUUUGAAGACGCUGCAUCAGUCUAUGAGAGCUGUUGCGCAAUUCUACACACAAUGCUCGAUGACAAGAGGUAUCAGGAGCACAUUGAAGACAUCAAAAAGCAGCUUGCGCUCAUCCAUUCGAAUCUUUCGUUGUGUUUCUUGAAGCUCGACAGACUCGAUGAGACUAAAGAGCAGUCGGAAGAGGUUUUGAAAUUUGACAAAAACAACGUCAAAGCGUUUUACAGGAUUGGUGUGGUUCUUAACAAGAAGAAGUCGUAUCCACUUGCUUUAAACUACUUGAAAAAGGCACUCAACCUUGCCAAAGGUGAUGGCUUAAUUCAACGAGAGUACAACGUAUCGGCAAAUAACAUUAUCAGAAUCGCAAAGGAGAAAAAGUAG
Entamoeba invadens IP1 is the source of this 1575-nucleotide messenger RNA. Its product is annotated as fk506-binding protein, putative. The coding region runs from base 1 to 1575 and encodes 524 amino acids. The record is from RefSeq and is a predicted model, not a curated record. Gene Ontology annotation, molecular function: protein binding. The transcript has 2 exons. Lineage: Eukaryota; Evosea; Mastigamoebida; Endamoebidae.